AUGCUGAUCGGAAGAGGUUCCGAAGCUGUCACACAGUCAGCCCAAGCCGUGGCAACUCCGCGUCGCCACGAGCCAGAUCUGAGAGCCAGAGCAACGGUUCGGCAAUCAUUCGUGCCUGACUUGCAUCGUCAAGCCCUUGCACCUCUGCCGUUCUCCUUGCACACGUUCGUCUUCGUGUCGAGGGAACAAAUCUCGGACAGCUUCAUUUGCUGCUAG
This is a messenger RNA of Pseudozyma hubeiensis SY62, 216 nucleotides long. RefSeq lists its product as hypothetical. NCBI's taxonomy places the organism in Eukaryota, Fungi, Basidiomycota, Ustilaginomycetes, Ustilaginales, Ustilaginaceae. The transcript has 2 exons. The record is from RefSeq and is a predicted model, not a curated record. Bases 1 to 216 code for a protein of 71 amino acids.